AGCAUCAUCAGCAUCAGUACUGGAUCAUCAGCAUUAGAAGCAUCAGCAUCAUCAUUACUGUGAGCAGCAUCAGCAUCAGUGAUGUGAGAAGCAUCAUCUUUGGGAGCAACAUGAGUAAUGAACAGCAUCAGGAGCACCAGCAGCAUCAUUACUUUGAUCAGCAUCAGUGAUGUGAGCAGCAUCAGCAGCAUCAUUACUGUGAGCAGCAUCAGUGAUGUGAGCAGUAUCAGCAUCAGUGAUGUGAACAGCUUCAGGAGCAUCAUUACUGUGAGCACCGAGCAGCAUCAGCAUCAGUGAUGUGAGCAUCAGUACUGUGGGCAGCACUCAUCCGCCGCGCGCUCCUCUCCUCAGCUCUCGAGUUUCACUGAAGCAACAGCAGGGCUCUGUUGCUGCACUAUCACAUCUAAUCUGCGAUUGUCUUCGUCUUGUUUCAUGAAUGGAUAUCUCUGUUUUUCGACAACCCAUUUGAUUCCUUCACACUGAACUCUCCUCGUUCUUUUCGAUACUGAUUCAGACCUAGAGAUGUCACUCUGUGAAGAAGUCGGACAAGCAUAGACCACACUUUUUUUAGGUCACUUGUUGGACUUCCCAAGAGUUCUGCUUCAUUCCAACUGAGGCUUGUAAAGAUCAAGGUGUUUUCUUCUUCAUAUUGACCCUUUUGUCUGGCAUAUCCGGGCUGGUCCUGUACGCUGCACUCCCCGUCAGGAUGAGUGACUUACUGGAAGCGACGUCCCCGGUGGCGGGCAUAGGAGGACCCGUUGCUUGCGUGUCCAAAGUAGAGUUGCGUGUAUCCUGCAAAUCCCUGUUGGACCGAGACACACUGAACAAGUCGGACCCGUGCGUCAUGCUCAUGGUACAGAAUCAGGGCCAGUGGACGGAACUGGAGCGUACGGAGGUGAUCAAGAGCAAUCUGAAUCCAGUCUUUGCCAAAGUCUUAAUGCUGGAUUAUUAUUUCGAGGAAGUUCAGAAACUGCGCUUCGAGGUCUAUGACAUUCACGGAACCCACAGUAUUGGAACCCGUGAUGAUGACUUUUUGGGUGGUGUGGAGUGCACGCUUGGACAGAUAGUGGCCCAAAAGAAGAUGGUGAAACCUCUUCUGCUGAAAUAUGGAAAAUAUGCAGGAAAAUCCACAAUCACAAUUCAUGCAGAAGAGAUAUCUGGGAACAAUGGCUACGUCGAGCUUUCCUUUUGUGCCAAGAAGCUGGAUGAUAAGGAUCUCUUCAGCAAGUCAGAUCCGUUCUUAGAGAUUUACCGAAUUAAUGACGAUGGAACAGAACAGCUUGUACACAGAACUGAAGUGAUCAAAAACAAUCUGAACCCAGUGUGGGAGCCAUUCAAAGUGUCCCUCAUUUCUCUCUGUAGCUGUGAUGAUGAAAGGAAGUUAAAGUGUUUAGUCUGGGAUUAUGACUCCAGGGGGAAGCAUGACUUCAUCGGGGAAUUCUACACCAAUUUCAAGGAAAUGCAGAAGAUUUCCUCUGGUAAUAAGGUCACGUGGGAGUGCAUCAAUCCAAAAUACAAGCUGAAGAAAAAGAAUUACAAGAACUCGGGGUUGGUUAUUCUCAGCGAUCUCAAGCUUCACAGAGUCUAUUCCUUCCUGGACUACAUCAUGGGAGGCUGCCAAAUACACUUCACAGUUGCCAUUGACUUCACAGCGUCUAAUGGAGAUCCUCGCAAUAGCUGUUCCCUUCACUACAUCAACCCAUAUCAGCCAAAUGAGUAUCUGAAAGCUUUGAUAGCCGUGGGGGAGAUCUGCCAGGACUAUGACAGUGACAAACGAUUCUCUGCUUUGGGUUUUGGGGCAAGAAUUCCUCCUAACUAUGAGGUGUCCCAUGACUUUGCCAUCAAUUUCAACCCGGAGGACGAUGAAUGUGAAGAGAUCCAGGGGGUCGUGGAAGCCUAUCAAAACUGCCUCCCUAAGAUCCAGCUGUACGGUCCUACUAACGUGGCUCCCAUCAUCAACAGAAUAGCAAAACUAGCCGCUGGGAAAGAACCCAUCAAAGACGCUUCUCGAUAUCAUAUCCUGCUGAUCCUGACAGAUGGGGUGGUAACAGAUAUGGCCGACACGCGGGAUGCCAUCGUAAGGGCGUCUUACCAGCCCAUGUCUAUCAUCAUUGUGGGAGUGGGGAACGCAGACUUCACGGAUAUGGAGAUUCUUGAUGGGGAUGAUGGAGUCCUGCGUUCACCCAAAGGAGAACCCGUCUUGAGAGACAUUGUACAGUUUGUGCCCUUCAGAGAUUUUAAAACGGCUUCACCGGCAGCUCUUGCGAAGUGUGUCCUAGCAGAGGUGCCUAAACAGGUAGUGGAGUACUUUAGUCACAAGGCGAUACCGCCAAUUAACCCAGUGCUGAAUUCUGCCCCCAACUCCAUCCCCAGCACACCCGAAUAACACUUAAACUACCCCAUGAAGCCCUGUGUACCUAUACAGUACUGGAUAAAGGAAGCUGGGACAGGGCUACAGUACCUGACCGGCGGUACAGUUCACAUUUUCUCCUAUUUUUUGGAUCUCGGUGCCCUUGACAUCAACAGCUCGCCCAGCAUGCAAACUGGAGGCCUUGUCUAUCUGCCCAUGUAAGAUUCUUUAAAGAGCCGAAAAGUACAAAGAAUUCCCACCAGGACCACAGGCUCUCUGUUCCCUGCUGGCUUUUUACAGAUGCCCGGUGCAGUUUGGGACUUUGCUUUGCCUGCCUGUGUUUGCUUUUCAUUUCUGGACUCUUGGAGGAGCAUGUGUGUUGACUAUGAAAGAAUGGGUUUUGCUGGAAAGAUAAACAUAAUUCACCGUUAAACUCAUCUUAAUGUAUAGAUAUGGGGUGAGGAGUUGUAUUAAUAUUUGAACUAUUGAUAUGAGCUUAAUUUCUUAUCUCCCUGCUGAUAAAACAGCUCGAAUGUCCAUGUUGGUUCAGGCAGCUUUAUGGUGAUCAUUGCCAGUCAAGCUGCCAACUAACUGGUUUUACUGGUGAAGCUGAUAAACAGUGAGGUUUGCUUGUAACCUAUAACUAAGAAACAAAGUGUGGAGCUGGUUACCAACAUGUAUUUUGGCUUCAAACUCGAACCAAAUUAAUGCUUUAAACAACCUGAUUUGAAAAAAGUAAAGCUAUCUGGAUAAAAUCUACUUAUUAUUGUUAGGGUUAGGAUGUUUUACCCAGAUUAAAGGAAUACUCUGGCGAAAAAUUUAAAAUACCCCAUGAUUUACUCACCCCCAAGCCAUCCUCGAUGUACAUGACUAUCUUUUUUCAGGCACAAUCAGAGUUUUAUUAGAAAAUGUCCUGGCUCUUCCAAGCUUUAUAGCUGUAGUAAACAGAUACCAGGUGCAUCCAAAAAAGUGCAUCCAUCUUUUGGGUCUUUUGAGGGAAAUUGAUCAAAUUUUGUAAGAAAAAUAUCCAUAUUUAAGAUAUAAUAACUAGCUUCCUGUCUCAGCCUGGAGUGCAUUUUCUGAACCACAUCAUAACUCGCUGCUGAACCACCAUAGUACGAUGCAUAGUUGGAGAAACUAACAACCUAGUCAAGACUGUUUCCCGAAAACAUAACUUCAUCGCACAUUCGUUAUUUGAACCAUGUUGGUUCAACAACAUAGUUGAUGUCGUCACGUGGGAGGUGGAGUACUAAUUAAUCUGUUCAAAUCGUUUUUUAGCACGAUGCUAAUGGUCUAAUCAGAUUCAAUGGAUUAUGCUAAGCUAUGCUAAAAGUGGUAGCACCAGACCCGGAGAUCAGCUGAAAUCAGUUGCAAUUUCCUAGGCAGAUAUGGGCAACCUACUGAAAAAUCCAGCUUAGACCAGCAUAAGCUGGUGAGCUGGUUUUAGCUGGUCUCAAAGCUUGAUUUUAGCUGGUUUUGCUGGUGUAGCAAGCUGGUUUUGCUGGUGUAGCAAGCUGGUCUAGCUGGACUUAGCUGGUCAGGCUGGAAGACCAGCUUAUCCACCAACAUGACCAGCUUUGCCAGACUGGGAGGAACAGCUUAAACCAGCUAGUGCCAUCUUAAACCAGCUACCAGCUUAUGCUGGUCUUAGCUGGAUUUUUCAGUAGGGCUGUUUCUAAAUGUCAAGGAAGGAUCCUCUGAAGAUGCUACGUCAUUGACAUCCUUCGAAGGACUGUUCCAAUGUCGAGGAUCCUCGGAAAUGCAACCAAGGACUGAGUCCUUCGUUCGAAAAAUAUCCCAUAUACAGGAAAAGAUGCAUAUGUGUAUCCUUCGCGCUCUCAAACCACCCACAAUCCCAUGCGCGGAGCGCCAAAAGCAUACAUUUUUACUGACGUAAUGAUGCAAUGACGUGCACUUGCUAGCCUGUUCCAUUACAUAUUCUACAAAUUUUAAAGUGGAGCCUCACAUAGCUUCUGAAGGAAGUGACUUGUAAGGACUAGGCCUGCCAAGGAAGUAUCCUUGACAUUUAGGAACAGCCAUGGACUCUCAUUCUGGCGUAAUAAUCAAGGACUUUGCUGCCGUAACAUGGCUGCAGAAGGCGCAAUGAUAUUACGCACUGCCCGAAAAUAGUCCCCUUGGUAACUUUCAAUAGCAGGGGACUAUUCUUCGUUUAAUGACGGGUAGUAUCAACGUUAAGGUGCAUUAUCGCCACCUAACUCGCUCUCGUCAUCUAACACCAGCCUUAUCAGAGUAUAAAAGCCACUCCAACACAGUAUGUGGCAAUAAAGCUCCUUAACGUUGGUGCUGCCUGCCAUUAUAUGAUAUAGAAGCUCCAUGAAAGCACAUUGCCCGAUACCGGAAGCUAGUUAUUAUGAUUCAUGAAGUUUUAAAUAUGGAUAUUUUUAUACAAAAAUGCUUAAUACAUUUUGAUAUAUAUAUAUAGAAUAUAUACAUUUUGCAUCAGUAGACUGAAAACAAUCUAGCCAUGUCAUAUACGGGUGGCUUGUGCAUGAACACAAAUACUAAUAUUGUAUAUGUACAUAACAAACAAAAAUGGUUAUAUUUACACAUUUCUCUCAUAUUUUACUGGAUAAAACAGUGAGAACAAUCACAAUUUUUAACUUCCUAAUAGCCAUGGGUUCGUUCUUAUAAAUGGAAAUUCAAUUAUACGGUAAAAAAAACGAAAUUUCCUACUAAAUUGCAACCUUUUAUACAAUAAAAAACAGAAACAGACUUCAGGUAAUCAUGCAGUGUGUAUUUAUUGUACAGUUUUUUUUUUCAAAUAGUUCCUUUAACAUGAAAACUGUGGAAAUGUAAUAUGCUUAUAAUGUACUUUAUUUCGGGAAAAUUAUAGGAAAAUGAUUGUACAUUUUGCUAUGAACCCUGUACCACCCCUGGGUAAAAUGAACGGUUUAGUUAGUUACCCAUUAAAAUAUGCCACAUGUUAUGCCAUUUAUGGUUUUGAGCAUGGGAUUAUCUUGCUUUUCAGACUAUGGGACAGCUUUAAAAUGAAAAGUGUCAUAUGCAUGUUGACGUCUCCAUUGAUGUGCUUCGUAUAUAUUCUAUUCAAGCGCAUGAAUGGACAGCAUUCUGCUCUCUCCAUCUGCAGUAAAUGCAGAACAUACGUACAUGCCAGUACUGCAUCAAUGCUUAUCAUUCAGUUGUGAUCUGAUUAAGUAAACAAGGGUUGCCAGAAUUUGAUUUCUCACCUAAAAUGUCUUUCUACUGUACAUCUAGCCUAUUUGACUUUUGCAGAGCGCUGUGAUCUUGUGCAUUGCAUUUUUGUUAAUUUGUCGUUUUCCUGUUUGCUUAUUUUUUUUCCGAAUGAACUACAUUGCAUGUUCAGUGUAUCCUGGGGUAAACGCUGAAACUGUUCCGUCUUGUUUGGAGGAGAUGUUUCUUCAUGCACACGAACAGAAGAACAGAGCGUGCUUGGAACGUCACGUGGAUCAUCAACACUGUGGUAUUUUCUUUCUUGGUGAGAUCAUUACCAGUUUUCUGGUGGAACAAAGCUUUAUAUUCAGACACCUGAGUCAUUAAGCUACAUUACGUCUGCUUCAAGACAUCGUGGAGAAAGUCAGCUGCAUAACAUCAAGGACAAAAUGGACGGAUUAUUUUGCCCAGAAAUAAAUCCUUAUUAAAUUAUUGCACUUUACUGCCUAAGCCACUGUAUUGCAAGAGGAAUCAUUUCAGCAUUUAACCCUGUUUAGUCUAACCUGUUUCAGCAAUGUGUUUUGAUUUGGAUCUCUUUCGAAAGCUGUGAUUUAUUGCAUGCACUUCUCUGUGUUGAUAUGUACCUGUCUGAUUUUCAGUGUUUCAUUGAAAGCGAGUCUGCCGUUGCACCAGCCCUGUAGUCUUGACUCAUAAUUCUGCAUCAACAUUAAUAAAUUAUUUAAUAAUUUGA
This is a messenger RNA of Misgurnus anguillicaudatus (oriental weatherfish), 6254 nucleotides long. It is a transcript of the gene cpne7, whose product is annotated as copine VII. Gene Ontology annotation, biological process: cellular response to calcium ion. The record is from RefSeq and is a predicted model, not a curated record. Lineage: Eukaryota; Metazoa; Chordata; Actinopteri; Cypriniformes; Cobitidae. Gene Ontology annotation, molecular function: calcium-dependent phospholipid binding. Gene Ontology annotation, cellular component: plasma membrane.